AUGAAUUCACAACAGGAACAACAAAUACAUGAAGAGGAGAAGAGACAAGCAACAACAAAUGAUCAUAACACGUCGUCCGAAAAAAGUCGUGAAAAUUCCAAUGAGUCAGAAAAGAAUGUAAACUCUUCGAAGAGUAAAUUACCUUCAUCGUCUUCAUCAUCACCAGCAUCAGUCGCAAAUUACACACACUUUGAACAAUUAUCUCCCAUUCAAAGAAUUCAAGUGUUUAUUUGGGAGAUUUUUAAUAUUGUAAAGAAUUUAAAUUUGUUAAAGCAGUGGAUCCAUUAUUCAUUGGGCAUUCCAAAUAAUAUCAAUGGACAAAAUAGAUUGGAAACUCCAAGGCAAAAGGGUGCACCAGCUUUGGAACAUCAUUUACUAGAUAGUUACAAAAAGUUGGAUCAUAAUUCCAAAUAG
Naegleria fowleri is the source of this 414-nucleotide messenger RNA. RefSeq lists its product as uncharacterized. The transcript has a single exon. Lineage: Eukaryota; Heterolobosea; Eutetramitea; Acrasida; Naegleriidae. The record is from RefSeq and is a predicted model, not a curated record. Bases 1 to 414 code for a protein of 137 amino acids.